GAAAUUAUGUCCAAACCUUCAAUAGUAGAGGCUCACCCAACUUGUGCUAUUUUUGAACAAGUCUGCUUUUUCUGUUUUUCUUUGUAUGUUUCUUUUUUUUUUUUGGGAAUUCUGGUAAAGAUUUUUGCAGUUUUGCUACAAAGAAAAUAUACCAAGUUUUGUGCCAUUUUCAAAGGGGAUUAAUAUUUCUUGCCGGGCCUAGUGCCUAUUGGCAGGGCAAAUUUUGAAUCAGCUUAGUCCCCUAGCCCCUUCUCUCCUCCUUUGUCCAAAAAGGACCGAUUGUCUCGGUUCUCAACCAAAGAAACCAUAGCAAAAUGUUCAAGAAAGUGCAUGGUUUUAUCCAUUAAUUCAUUGUUACCUGUAGAACCUUCAGCACUGAUUUGUGUAGCAGAAGGAGAGAUUAUGGAGAAGAAAGGGGUAAUAUUGAUGAACAGGUUUGAGCUUGGGCGGUUACUCGGGCAAGGGACAUUCGCCAAGGUUUACCAUGCCAGAAACCUGACAACAGGUCAAAGCUGCGCCAUUAAGAUUAUCGAUAAAGAGAAGAUAAUGAAAGGGGGUUUAAUAGAUCAAAUCAAGCGUGAAAUCUCAGUUAUGCGCCUUGUCAGGCAUCCCAAUGUUGUUCGGCUCUACGAGGUCAUGGCUAGCAAGGCCAAAAUAUAUUUUGUCAUGGAAUAUGUUAGAGGUGGUGAGCUUUUCAACAAGGUUGCCAAAGGGAAGCUCAAGGAAGAUGCCGCCCGACACUAUUUCCAGCAAUUGAUUGCAGCUGUUGAUUAUUGCCAUAGCAGGGGGGUUUAUCAUCGGGAUUUGAAGCCAGAGAAUCUCCUCCUAGAUGAAAAUGGGAAUCUGAAGGUUUCGGAUUUCGGCUUGAGUGCUUUGAAAGAAUCAAGGAGACAAGAUGGUCUUCUUCACACGACUUGUGGAACACCAGCCUAUGUUGCACCAGAAGUCAUCAACAAGAAAGGCUACGAUGGAGCCAAGGCUGAUAUUUGGUCAUGUGGGGUCAUUCUUUACGUUCUGUUGGCAGGCUUUCUUCCUUUUCAUGAUCAGAAUCUCAUGGAAAUGUAUAGAAAGAUAUGCAGAGGAGAAUUCAGAUGCCCACAAUGGAUUCCACCAGAAGUUCGGAAGCUUCUUUCAAGGAUUCUUGACCCCAAUCCAAGCCAAAGAAUCACGGUGGCUAAGCUCAUGGAGAACAGUUGGUUUAAGAAGGGGUAUAAACAUAUCGAUAGCCCACCACCAUCCCCUCACGCUCGUCGCAUCGACUUGUUAAUUAGCGAUGUUCAUGCUGCCUUUGACUCGUCAGGUCGUGAAAACAGUUCUCAGAACGAAGCAGCAGUGCCAACAAGCCCUGUCAGGCCGAGUUUUUUCAAUGCUUUUGAUAUUAUCUCUCUUUCACAAGGUUUUGAUUUAUCAGGUUUGUUUGAGAAAGAUUUGGAUCAAAGAAAUUAUUCACGAUUUACGACCAGAAAACCAGCCACAGAUAUCGUUUCUAAAUUUCAACAAAUAGCUCAGACCGAGAGUUUUAGCAUCAAGAAUAAGGACGGAAAGGUAAAAUUGCAGGGCAGCAAGGAAGGGAGAAAAGGACUGCUUGCUAUAGAUGCUGAGAUUUUUGAAGUUACGCCUUCUUUUUAUGUGGUAGAAUUGAACAAAACCGCCGGGGAUACCUUAGAAUAUAAGAAGUUCUGUAACCAAGAAUUGAAGCCUUCGCUGAAGGAUAUAGUGUGGACUUGGCAAGGAAAUGAGCAGCAACAAUCAUAACCAGAACCUGCUUUGAGUUUUCUUUUCCUGUAUAGAAGGGGUUUCUACAAUUUUUUCUUUUUUGGUUCAAAUAUAUAUGGAAUUGCUGCCAAAUAGAGCUUCAUGCC
Theobroma umbraticum is the source of this 1862-nucleotide messenger RNA. It is a transcript of the gene CIPK20, whose product is annotated as CBL-interacting protein kinase 20. Lineage: Eukaryota; Viridiplantae; Streptophyta; Magnoliopsida; Malvales; Malvaceae. Gene Ontology annotation, biological process: protein phosphorylation; signal transduction. Gene Ontology annotation, molecular function: protein serine/threonine kinase activity; ATP binding. The record is from RefSeq and is a predicted model, not a curated record.